AUGAAGACAUCGAUAUUAAUCAUGCACCAAAUAAAACGAAUCCCAAUCCAUAAAAAAAUAUUUAACAAGGCAUUUGCAUCCAAUUUUGUGGAAUGUUCCUUAACAUUAGAUGACAUUCCUUAUAGAAGAACAUUUCCCGUGAUCGGCACCAAAUUGGAAUUUAUUGCAUCAGGUAGUGGCACUAAACUCCAUGAAUAUAUAGAUCACCGUCAUAAGCAAUUGGGUCCAGUUUUUCGGGAAAAAUUAGGCGGUGAUGCAGAUUUAGUUUUUGUUAGUGAUCCUUUGCUAAUAAGGACUCUUUUACUUAAUCUAGAAGGGAAGUAUCCAGCACAUAUAUUACCCGAACCAUGGGUAUUAUAUGAAAAUCUGUAUGGAUCUAAAAGAGGAUUAUUUUUUAUGAACGGUGAAGAAUGGUUAGAAAAUAGACGCAUUAUGAAUAAACAUUUAUUGAAAGAAGGGUCUGAAACAUUGUUAGAAGGCCCAGUGAAAACAACAGUACGAAAAUUUAUACAGAAGAUGAAAUAUGCUACUGAAUCUGGUACCUUCGUUCCUAACUUAGAAUCAGAAUUUUAUAGAUUAUCUAUAGACGUUAUUGUUGCUGUAAUCUUGGGCAAUAAUUCAACCAUAAAGCCUAAUAAGGAUUGUGAAGCCCUUUUGACUAACUUUUCUGAAUCAGUCAAGAAAAUUUUUCAAACAACAACUACACUGUAUGGACUACCACUACAUUUAUGUCAAAAAUUUAAUUUAAAAGUCUGGAGAGAUUUCAAAGAAUCAGUAGAUAUUUCCUUGUCCUUAGCUCAUAAAAUAGUUGAUGAGGUAUUAAGUAAUCGACACCACAGCAAUGGAUUGGUAAAAAUGCUAUCCGAUGAAAAAGUAAGUGACGAAAAUAUAAAAAAAAUCAUCGGAGAUUUCGUGAUCGCCGCUGCAGAUACGACUGCUUACACGUCUUUGUGGACAUUGUUUCUUUUGUCAAACCAAGAGAACACGAAGGCUGAAAUACGCUCUAGAGACAAAAAUUAUGUCAAUUAUAUACUUAAGGAAUCUAUGAGAUUGUAUCCUGUAGCUCCUUUUUUGACAAGAAUAUUGCCAACGGAAAGUGUGCUGGGAUCCUACAAACUUAUAGCUGGUAUGUUAAAUAUAUCAAUAGAAAUGUUCUGUCGCAAACAUAUUUCCAGUGUUCACACUAUACGUAAAUAUAGUGCAAUUUGUGGCAAUUAUUAUAAAGAUGUCAAUAACGUUACACCAAUCAUAGCAUCAAUUUAUACCUCAGGAAGAGAUGAAAACAAUUUUAGCGAAGCUGAGAAAUUUUUGCCUUACCGAUGGGACAGGAAUGAUCCACGAAAAAAGAAGCUACAAAAUCAUACAUCAUUCGCUUCACUGCCUUUUGCUCUCGGCGCCAGGUCAUGUAUAGGCAAAAAACUGGCGAUCUUACAGAUUACUGAACUCAUAAGCCAGAUUGUUGAUAACUUUGAAUUCAAAUGUUUGAAUAAAACUGAAAUAAAAGCAAACACUUCCCAAGUGCUCGUGCCAAGUACUGAUAUCAAACUUGAGUUUUCUCGUUUUGAGUCCGCAAGCAAGGAUCGUAGCAUCUGA
This is a messenger RNA of Arctia plantaginis, 1593 nucleotides long. The record is from the annotation of a GenBank genome assembly. Lineage: Eukaryota; Metazoa; Arthropoda; Insecta; Lepidoptera; Erebidae.